GAGUUCUCCCAAAGUUCUCCUCAGUAUGCAUAAGCGUGUGCAAACUCAAUUGUGCAAACACAGUAAAGUUUACUGUGUAAACAUCUUUUAUUUCUUAACUACAACCUUUAAAGCGUUAAUCGUAGAAUUUUAAUUUGUCUCCAUUUAAAAAUUAUACGAUAAUUUUUUCAAAUUAUGCAAUGGCUACGUUCUUUGUUUCGUUCUUCCCGUCGUCUUGUUGGUACAGAUCUUGAUGGUAACAAAUACUACGAGAUGAUUCAAGGUGGUAGUGGUAAAAAAAGACGAGAAGUGGUAAUGAAACUAAAACACGAAGAAUAUAAGGCUGGUGUGAUUCCAGUUGAAUGGGAAGCUUGGUUAAGAGGAUCAGUGGAUAAACCACCCUCACUUGAGGAUCUUGUUAAGAAGCAACAGCAACAAAUUGUGCUUUCAAAAAAAGUAAUUGAAUUAAAUCGUCGUGAUAUGAAGCUUCAAGAGGAAGAGUAUGCAGCUGGCCUCGUUGCUAAGCCUGUAGGUCAUGCUUCUGCGACAACUUAUGGAAAUGUUGAGUCUUCAAAAGGACCCAGAACUUCAGGUGGUCAGUUUCAACCUGGAGUAUGGGGAAAACAAUUGGAUCAACAAAAGAAAAAUGAUACAGGAAAAUACGAACCAGAGUCUUGGAAACCAUCGUAAUUUUUGCUUCUUUACUAAGCCGAAUCGUGAGUGCGUGUAAAUAUAAUCCUACAAAUGAGAAAUGCUUAUAUCAUUCUCUGUUUGCUUGUGUUGGUAAAACAUUCCAGCUUUAUGCUUGCUUUCAUGCAUUUUAGCUUUACUGCAAGUAUUUUUUGUUGUUUUUUAACGUAUUUAUGUUCUCUGACAAGAGAAUAUCAACUGAUAUAACUAUAUUAGUUCAUUUAGUGUGAUAAGAGAUUCGUUACUAGUGAAAGCUGACGGUGGACGACGUCGAAAUUACGUCAUUUUUAUAGAUUUAUAGUAUCCAUUUCGCCAAUAUAAAACUAUGUAUAAGCACGCCAAUUUUCUUCCUCCUGUAUUCAAAAAGAUUUUGAUGCCAGAUUUUGGGGAUCAUCAAACUUAAAUGACAGAUUAUAAAUAUAAUAAAAUCGA
Messenger RNA from Xenia sp. Carnegie-2017, 1101 nucleotides. RefSeq names its product NADH dehydrogenase [ubiquinone] 1 alpha subcomplex assembly factor 2-like. NCBI's taxonomy places the organism in Eukaryota, Metazoa, Cnidaria, Anthozoa, Malacalcyonacea, Xeniidae. The record is from RefSeq and is a predicted model, not a curated record. Gene Ontology annotation, biological process: mitochondrial respiratory chain complex I assembly. Bases 175 to 669 code for a protein of 164 amino acids. The transcript has 6 exons. Gene Ontology annotation, cellular component: membrane.